This is a messenger RNA of Zasmidium cellare ATCC 36951, 1161 nucleotides long. RefSeq lists its product as uncharacterized. The transcript has a single exon. The coding region runs from base 1 to 1161 and encodes 386 amino acids. Lineage: Eukaryota; Fungi; Ascomycota; Dothideomycetes; Mycosphaerellales; Mycosphaerellaceae. The record is from RefSeq and is a predicted model, not a curated record.
AUGCAGCGCACAUUAUCGGAACAACAGGAACAUGAACUAUUAAGCAAUCCAUUCGAACUACGGCAUGGUCGCAGAUAUCUGAGAGACGUGCCUUAUCCGUUGCCUUGCGAUCUGGCUGAAACCCAACGACAAAACCUGAGGACACUGCUAUCGGUCACCGCGUUCGGCCGCCCUGUGUGCUCGCCCAAAUGGGACAACGAAGCACCAAAGAGAGUCCUUGAAGUUGGUUGUGGCAGUGGAUACUGGAGUGCGAUGUGCCACGAUUACUUUGUCGAGAAAGGUUAUACCGAUGUCGAGUUUGUCGGCAUGGAUAUCGCUCCCUUGGCACCCAAUCUGAACAAGCAGGGCAUCAAAUGGAAAUUCGUGCAGCACGAUCUGCGGAAAACGCCUUGGCCCUUCGAUGACGGCGAAUUCGACAUGGUGAUGAUGAAGGACCUCAGCCUCGUGCUCACCAUGGGCCCUGUGUCGGAGAAGAUUCUGCUGGACUGCAUCCGACUCGUCCGAGAGGGAGGUGUGAUGGAAGUAUGGGAUUCAGAUCAUGCGAUAAGAUCUCUGAUGCCUGACACGCCACCGCCGCCUUCGAAAAACCCCAAGGUCCAGGAGGUUGCAGAGGAGACUGGGACAUUCGCCCUCGCGCCCGGCCAUCCUUUCGUCCCUGCUCAAAACAAAUUCAUCUACAAAGUGAGCCAAUGGAUCACAGAAGCCCUGGACCGAAGGAAGCUCCAUCCGACGCCUUGUGUCCGAAUCGCCCAAGUAAUGCUCCAGGAGGCGGACCUGAUCGAUCAUGGCCAACGACGGAUAGCCGUCCCUCUUGGAGAGCUUCGCUGGGAGCGAAAAGCCUCCCAACAAAAGCGCCCUCUCAGCAAUGGCCACGAUUCGCCCAUGUCGACCGGAUCCCGAGACCAAGGCGUCAAGAAUGGAGAAUACGUCUUGACAGCAGAACAGGCCGCCCUUCGACAGACUGCUCUAAUGACCUUCCUCCAGAUGAUCGAAAGCAUGGAGCCAAUCUUGAAAGAAGCCAGCGGCAAAAACGCCGAGGAAUGGAGCCAUUGGUGGGCGAACAUGAUGUCGAGUCUGCUGGAUCCCAGCAAAGGUGGCUUGACAGGUGAAUGUCUCGAGAUUGGCGCCUGGUGGGGGACUAAGGUCGCCGUGGAGGAGUGA